Messenger RNA from Bufo gargarizans (Asiatic toad), 5905 nucleotides. It is a transcript of the gene ZNF106, whose product is annotated as zinc finger protein 106. NCBI's taxonomy places the organism in Eukaryota, Metazoa, Chordata, Amphibia, Anura, Bufonidae. Gene Ontology annotation, cellular component: cytosol; membrane. Gene Ontology annotation, molecular function: SH3 domain binding; RNA binding. The transcript is spliced from 19 exons. Bases 324 to 5486 code for a protein of 1720 amino acids. The record is from RefSeq and is a predicted model, not a curated record.
GGCACCACGCUUGGGCUCCAGAGCUGGAGUAGCUAGCUCUGGAAGCCCACCUCCCCUGCUUCGCCUCCCUUCCUCUAUGCUGUGUGUCCUCCAGGGGCAAGAUUUUCAGUACAACAAUUGAAGAAGAUUUUAUUUUUUAUUUAUUUUAAGCUUUGCCUCUUAAUUGUUGGAGAAAAAUCUAUCCUAACUGUUUACUUUCCUGUAAACCGUUCUGGAAUUGCAAAGUAACCUCCUCUGUGCCAGAAGGUUUCUCAGAGCUGUAGCCAUUGCUCAAGGAGACCCUGCCCUUGGAGGAGACACAGCAUAGCCAGCAUCUGUCAGCAAUGCCUGUGGGGAGAAUUGAGUGCCCUUCUUUUGCUUCUCUCCCCAGAGACUGCAGCCACGAAUGCCGGGUCUGCAGGGUGACGGUGGUGGGCCUCUCGACAUACGCCAAGCACAUCUCUAGCCAGCUACAUAAGGAUAAUGUUGAUGCCCUGGAAAAUGAAGAAGUGAAGGAGGAGGCCGAGGAAGAAUACUUUGACAAGGAACUCAUCCAGUUGAUUAAUAAAAGGAAGGAACAAAGCCGGCAAGAGGCGGCCCUCAACUCCUCCAAAGGGCAAGAAUCUGAUAAUCAUCUAAGAAGAAGAGACGACCGUCUGCCAUGUAAAGACACAGGCCAACAAGAGUGGCUCCGAGAUCCAUCAGAUAGGAACUGGCAGUGGCCAAAUGACUGCUUCAGUAAUUCAAGACAGGGUUUUCUACAUCCUGCUUUAAACCACAAUCCUAAUAGACAUCUCAGUAAUUCAAGGGGGAGAUCUAGUUGGCAUACAAAUAGUCCUUCAAAUCGACAUCUGAUCCAUGUUAAAGUUGGAGGCUCUUGGCACUCAAAUGCAGGGGGGGCAACCAGCUGGCACCAAAGAGGCACAGGUAGAAAUUUUCAUUGGCUUCAAGAAGGUAAUGGAAGUUUUCCCAGCCAGUACCUGAGAAACUGUGGUGAAAACUGGCAACCUAAUUCAUACGGUAGUGACCAGUGGAACUUUGGUGCUAAUAUUGAUGCGUUUUCUCAAGCAAGAAACAGACCACCGAGACACUGCGACCCUGUUCAGGAGAAAGAUGCAAGGUGGAGCUCAAAAAACUGUGUGUCAGGGUCUUUCUGUAAAGAAAGAUAUAAAUGGAAAAAGGUUGAAAAUAAAACCAGCAAUAGCACACCCUUUUCAAAUUCAAAUAUAAACCCUUCAAAAAACACAGAUAACUUGUCCAGUUCUAAGGGCAACGCUUCAAAAAAGAAAGACCAUUUACCAAACACUAACGGGAACGCUUCAAAAAUUACCGAUGACUUUACAAGUGAUCACAUAGAAGACAACUUUUUAGGGUUUAAAAUAUCAGAGGAUUUAGACUUGCCAUCCAAACUAAAAUCUACACCUUGCUCUGAUAAGAGCAAUAACCCUUUAAGAGAGAAACCCCAUCGAUGGUCUCCUUACCCAUCACAAAAACUUUCAGAGAUUCAACCAGUAACUCUGCAAUCCGUUGGCAAGGCUCCAGCUGAUGGAUCCAAGGAGACCAAGAGUGGAGAUCCAAAAACAGACCAGAUAUCGCAAGCCAAAAAUGUGCCUGAGAUCUGUCCUGAAACGACGGACGGAAAGAAAGCUGACCACAAUGAGUAUAAGAACUACCGCAUGCCUUCACUAAAAUCCCCGCUACGCAACAUAUCCGACGUAAAAGCUUCAACUCUGAAAAGAGAUCAAAAAAACCCUUUAAAAGGUGUCAAACUGAAUUCUUCUACUUCUUCGUUUGGGGAGAGGCAGAAUCGAUUAAGUGCUCUUAAUUUAGAAUUGAUUAGGUCCAAUUCUUACAUAUCCAAGUUGCGAAGUGCAUCAAAAAACGCAAAGACUAAUCAGGAUACCCAAGACAGCGGAAAGAAGGAACCAGUUGAAACGCUUAGCGAGGUACUGCGCAAGGCCAAAGAGAUGCUGCGCAGUAGCCAGGCAAUUCGCAGUCCAUACAUACAGUCUAUGAGUGACACCCCUAGAAAUCAAGACCCACCAAGAGCAGAGGCAUCUAAAAAUUCCCUCCAGGCCAGUAUUUCCUUUGACUAUUCCUUAGAGGAUGUGAGUGAUGAUGAUAUGUUCUGUCCCACUGCUGCAGAUUCCAACAGCUCUCGUGCAAAUUUCACACAAAAGAGAGAUGAAGACUUAAACACUACUGACCUGACUCCCUCUGUCCCACUCUCAAACAACCAUGCCAUUUCACCAAACAACCCCGAGUCCGUUGAUGGUGAAGAUAACCGAAAUUCUCAUCUUGGUCAAGACCCUCUUGAUACUGACUGUUUAGAAAAUGUUUCCGAUCUUGAUCUACAAAAAGGUGCUACAAAUUCGGCCAAUACAGUUUUACCAGAAUUGAGCAAACUAGGACUUCCUGCUUCUCUCCAGAGAGAUCUCACUAGACACAUUAGUUCACGAAGCAAAACUGGAUCACAUCUCCCUGAACCCAACCUCAAUAGUGCACGACGCAUCAGAAAUGUGAGUGGUCAUCGAAAAAGUGAGACUGACAAGGAUUCAGGUCUUAAACCAACCCUAAGGCAAAUUCUGAAUGCUUCGAGAAGGAAUGUAAAUUGGGAACAGCUCAUGCAGCAUGUGAACAAGAAGAGGCAGGAACUAGGCAAAGGUUUGCCAAGAUUCGGCAUAGAAAUGGUAGCACAGGUUCAAAGUGAACAGGAUGGUCUUGACUUUGAUGAAGAAUCGGACAUGGGUUUUGAAGGUUACCAUUGGGACUCUAUCACUGCAACUCCUCUAAGUUCAGCACGGAAGCGGAGCCUCUCUGAAAGCAGCGUCAUUGUGGAGAAGCCCUCUGUUUUUGAUAUUUUUAACAACUACAGUACAGAGUUAUGUAGUGAACGAGGCAAUCCAACUCGGCCCCCGACACAAGUAGCAACUGGGCAAAAAGCGCCCUCUCAUUUCAUACCUCCCACAAAGCAGGUAGAGGAGCAAGGCAAUGUCACUAGCUCUCCUCCUGCAGUGGACGCAGCAGACCCUUCAAUCCCAGUAUUUUCUGAAACGUCACAAAGUCAGAGGAGCAACGUGGAAGCCUGUGUGGCCUCAGACAGCUUGCAUACGUGUCAGAGGGCUAGUGAAGAAGUAAUUCACACUGCUGCAACGUUUAUAGAAGCCAUUCAUUCUGAUGGAGCCACUGAUAGCUGUACAUCUGCCACUGAACAAUAUGAUGGUCUGGGAGUUGGAAAGAAAAGAAGGGCCACUGGGGAUGGUUCGUAUCCUGAAUCCUCAAACAUUGAAAUAAACACCAAAAGAAGAAAAAUACGUGGACGGAAAGAGCGUUCUCAAUUGGAUCAGCUGCUAAACAUCUCCUUAAGAGAAGAAGAGCUGAACACGUCACUCCAGGGAAUCGACAACAACCUUCUAAAGGCUCGAUCUGCUCUACAAGCGGCUUAUAUGGAGGUUCAGUGUCUGAUGGUGCUAAAAGAGCAGAUAACUAUGGAGAUGAGUGCCAUGAGGACACAGAGAAUUCAGCUUUUGCAAGGACUACAAGCAGAGACUUAUGAACCUACGAAUGAUGGUGAAGAGGGAGCAAACAGCACAUUACAGACACCGGUAGUGUCUCCAAGAAAUGUACUUCCUCAUCUCUUGGAGACUCCAGCUUAUUUGUCAUCACAUGCAGAAUCAACUUGCCCCGUCCUGCCAUCGUCUGUCCCUGUGUGCACCUCCCCAACUGCCCCUGCAAUUCCUGAUUCAUCAAUACCGAUUAAACAAGAACCACUUUCACCUGUGAGGAUAGAAGAAAAUGCAAUCACGACACUGCUGCUGCCGCUAGCAACCCAGGCACAGUCCAGUGCUCCACCACAGACUAACGGCCCUGCGGAGCACAGAGAGGCCGCACUCAUCACAGCGAAAACGGGGAAAAAAAAGAAAAAAUUGCGCAAGAAGAAGACCUUAAGAGCUGCUCAUAUACCUGAAAACAGUGACACUGAGCAGGACGUUGAUGCCAACAAGCCAGUGAGAAAGGUCCGGUGUAGAAGACCUUCUAAGGAAGCAACAGUCAGCACUUCUACAUCUGUAGAACAGGAGGGUGACGCCGCAUCACCGCAAGCCGAGCUGAACAGAGAGGACAAUGACAGUGACUCCAUCAUUGAAGUGAUGGAAGUAAGGAAUGCUCGGUUUGAAGAGCUGCCGAUAAGCCCCAAUUGUGAUGAUGAAAAACCAGACAGUCCAUCAAAAAUUGACCUUGCAGAUUUUGUGCGCUCGUUCCGGGGAGCUGUUGAAAACCAUAAUGAAGUGACAUCUACCAGUGAACUUGGCUUACGUUACUUGGAUAAAAUCUCAAGAAGCAGGACUAAAGCUCACAGAGAUGCCAGCAAUGCAGUGAAGAUUUCAUCAGAAGUCUCAUCGGAACCUGGUGAAGAAGAGCAACCUACAGAAGGCAGCUUUGAAGGACAUCAGGCGUCUGUUAAUGCCAUUCAGAUCUAUGAUGAUACCCUCUACACGUGUUCUGCAGACAAAUCCGUGCGGGCAUACAACCUUGUGACCCGGAAAUGUGAAGGUGUUUUUGAAGGACAUACAUCGAAGAUCAACUGCCUUCUUGUGACUCAGACACACGAGAAGAAUGCCGUGUUGUAUACUGGGUCCAGCGACCACACAGUCCGGUGCUACUCUCUAGAGUCCCGCGAGUGUAUUGAGAAAUUAGAUCUUGGAGAACGAGUCCUAUGUCUUCAUGUAAGAUGGAAAAUCCUCUAUGUGGGACUUGCCAAUGGGACAGUGGUCACAUACUCCAUUAAGAAUAACAAGAAGAUUGAUGUGUUCGAAUGUCACGGUCCCCGGGCGGUUAGCUGCAUGGCAACAGCACAGGAAGGGGCUCGACGAUUACUGCUCGUUGGUUCCUAUGAUUGCACGAUCAGUGUUCGAGAUGCCCGUAAUGGUCUUCUGCUUCGUACUUUAGAAGGUCAUACUAAAACCGUCCUCUGUAUGAAGGUUGUCAAUGACUUGGUGUUCAGCGGUUCAAGUGAUCAGUCGGUCCAUGCUCAUAACAUUCAUACAGGGGAACUGGUACGAAUUUACAAAGGACACAAUCAUGCAGUUACUGUAGUUAAUAUCUUGGGGAAUGUCAUGGUGACGGCCUGCUUGGAUAAAUUUGUUCGAGUUUAUGAGUUACAUUCACAUGACCGAUUACAAGUCUAUGGAGGACAUUCAGAUAUGAUCAUGUGUAUGGCAAUCCACAAAAGCAUGAUCUACACAGGCUGCUAUGACGGUAGUGUCCAAGCCGUGCGUCUGAACCUGAUGCAGAACUAUCGCUGCUCGUGGCAUGGAUGCUCGCUUAUUUUCGGUGUUGCUGAACAUCUGAAACAACAUCUACUAACAGAUCACACAAAUCCAAACUUCCAGACUCUGAAGUGCAGGUGGAAGAACUGUGACGCAUUCUUCACAGCCCGACGAGGUUCCAAGCAGGACGCAAUUGGACACAUUGAACGUCACGCUGAAGACAGUCUAAUCAGCUUUUAAAAGAAGCACGGUACCUCCCAUAUUGGGAAGAAUCUAUCUAAGCAACAUCGAGAAUUUUUUGCAACUGUGAACGUCUCGGUCUUCCUGCACAGUACAGCCUCUCGUUAGCCAGACGAUGUAAUGUGCAGAGAAGCAUCCUCUCUCCUUAUUGUGCGACUGCACACAAAGCGACAGCCAAAACGGCGCCUAUGCCCAUGGUCUGCGUCACUCUUUUAUGUCCAUUGUCCUUGUUCUUCAUUUUAAAUGGCUUAUUUAUUUGGUGUAAUGGAACAGAGCAAAACUUUUUAAAUGUUCAAAGUAUGUGUGUUACUUUUAUUCUCAUGGGCACUGCAUGAAGAAAUCUAUUGUAGAUUUCCUCCAUGAAACUUUCUUAUUCCAGUCUAAUUCUUAAAAUUCCACUUUUACAUAUUUUUUUUUUU